UUGUGUAUCGCUGUGAGCCAUGGCUCCCUUCUUACGGAUAUCUUUCAACUCAUUUGAGCUGGGACCUGUGCAGAAUCAAGGAGAACAGCUACAGCCUUUCUGUGCUAUCAAGAUGAAGGAAGCUUUGACUACAGAGAGAGGAAAAACUCUGCUUCAGAAGAAACCUACCAUGUAUCCAGAAUGGAAGUCAACUUUUGAUGCCCACAUUUACGAGGGACGAGUGAUCCAGAUUGUGCUCAUGAAAGCAGCAGAAGAGCCACUCUCUGAAGUGACUGUGGGUGUGUCGGUCCUGGCAGAGCGCUGCAAGAAAGGCAAUGGCAAAGCAGAAUUCUGGCUUGACCUACAACCUCAGGGGAAGGUGCUGAUGGCUGUGCAGUAUUUCUUGGAAGAUACAGACUGCAAACAGUCAAUGAAGGAAGACGAGGGGACAGUAACUAUUAACAGGAGAGGAGCUAUCAAACAAGCCAAAAUCCACUACAUCAAAAAUCAUGAAUUUAUUGCCACCUUCUUUGGACAACCUACAUUUUGCUCUGUCUGCAAAGACUUUGUGUGGGGACUCAACAAGCAGGGAUACAAAUGUAGGCAAUGCAAUGCUGCUAUUCAUAAGAAAUGCAUUGAUAAAAUCAUCGGGAGGUGUACCGGGACCGCAGCCAACAGCAGGGACACAAUGUUUCAAAAGGAACGGUUCAACAUCGACAUGCCUCAUCGCUUCAAAGUUUACAACUACAUGAGCCCAACCUUCUGUGACCACUGUGGCAGCCUGCUCUGGGGGCUGGUCAAGCAAGGCCUGAAAUGUGAAGAAUGUGGGAUGAAUGUGCAUCAUAAAUGCCAGAAGAAGGUGGCAAACUUAUGUGGAAUAAACCAGAAGUUGCUAGCUGAAGCUUUAAAUCAAGUUAGUCAGAAAUCUACUCGAAGGUCUGAUUCUGGAUCUGUAGAAAGUGUUGGUGUUUAUCAAGAUUUUGAUAAGAAACCUAAAGGUCCAGGAGGAGAUAAAACAGAUAACAGUGAGUAUGAUAAGCUCUGGGAGGGAAGCACAGUCAAGACAGCAUCACGAAUUGCAAGGAGAAAAUUCAACAUAGACAGCUUCAUCUUCCAUAAAGUACUAGGGAAAGGAAGCUUUGGAAAG
This is a messenger RNA of Acanthisitta chloris (rifleman), 1126 nucleotides long. RefSeq names its product protein kinase C, delta (gene PRKCD). Gene Ontology annotation, biological process: protein phosphorylation. The annotation marks the transcript as partial. Gene Ontology annotation, molecular function: protein serine/threonine kinase activity; ATP binding. The transcript is spliced from 10 exons. The record is from RefSeq and is a predicted model, not a curated record. Lineage: Eukaryota; Metazoa; Chordata; Aves; Passeriformes; Acanthisittidae.